This is a messenger RNA of Cutaneotrichosporon cavernicola, 1608 nucleotides long. RefSeq lists its product as uncharacterized. The record is from RefSeq and is a predicted model, not a curated record. The coding region runs from base 1 to 1608 and encodes 535 amino acids. Lineage: Eukaryota; Fungi; Basidiomycota; Tremellomycetes; Trichosporonales; Trichosporonaceae. The transcript is spliced from 5 exons.
AUGGCACGCCUCGAGAACAACCUCUCCGACGACGACUACGAUGAGCUUGCGUCCGACCUCGACCUCGGCUAUGAUGUCAAGCCGUCUGACACCACUAUCGGGCAGAUCCUCAAGGGUACGCUUGACGAGCCUCGGUUCAAGUCGGUCAAUAUGCGUUAUCUUUACGAGCUCAUCCAGACCGAGGCCGUCAACCUAAACCCCGACUACCAGCGUAAUGUCGUGUGGUCCGACGUGCGCCAGAUGAAGCUAAUUAUGUCGCUUAUGCAGCACUACUUCGUACCGCCUGUCAUCUUCGCUGUCGAGAACAACGAGGAGAAGGGCCUUGAGGAGCGCAUCUGCAUUGACGGCAAGCAGCGGUGCACAUCGAUCCAGCGUUUCAUCGACGGCCGUAUCCCCUUCAUUUCGCCCAACACGCGCGAGAAGUUCUGGUACACUACUUAUCCAGGCCAGAAGGGCGGCAAGCCGCUUCCCGACCGCCUCAAACAACGUUUCGACCAGCUCCAGAUCCAGAUAGUCGAGUACCGCCACCUGGACAUGAAUCAACAGCGCGACAUUUUCCAGCGCGUCCAGCUCGGCAUGCCGCUCUCCGCGGCAGAGAAGCUACAGGCCCUCGGCGGCCACUGGACGACGUGGAUCACGCACCUCGAGAAUAAGUACGUCAUCGAGCCAGGAGGCCUCAAGGACAAGUUGCCCAAGUUCGACGUCGACCGCGGACGCCCUUUCCAGGUCCUCGCUUCACUAUGCAUGAUGGCUUACGACUCCGAGAGCCAGACGGUCCCCACUAGCACGACGAUAACGCGGUUCCUCGAACGCGGCGACCGCCCAGAGAGGUCGUUCCAGCGCAAGGUCGAGAUGACACUCGCCAUCUUUGUCGAGAUCGCGACGGACUUUUACGACACGGCGUUCGAGACGGUUGAGCAACGUGUAGCCCCUGUCGAGUUCAUGGGCAUCGGUCUGCUCAUCUUCCAGCGCAUGGACACGUACAGCACCCUGCGCCUCGCCGAGGAGAUCACAAAGAUGCGUGUUCACAUCCGCAGCCGCCAUCGAGACAUUCGUUCGAACGCAAAGGUCGUCAAGGACGUUUACGCGUACCUUGAUGGUGUGCCAGCUGGCAAGCUGACCGGUGAGGUUUCAGCUCGCGAGGACUUCAACGGUUCGGACAGCGACGACGAGGUGCAGCAGGCGCGCAUCCGCAAGAGACAGCGGGACGAGGACCGGGACGACACGUACUAUGACGCGGCGGCCCCGCGCGGCGAGGAGUCGGCAGUCAUCACCGGCCUCCGCUCCAAGAAGUCCAAGACGUCGGAGAAGGGCAAGGCCGCAGCCAGGCCCGAGCCGGCGUCGACACUCCCAAACCCCUCCCAACCGCCUCCCACGUACUCUCCCCGCCCGUCCGCUGCUCAGCCAGCUCCAGCCGCCGGUCGUCCUCCGCCCAUUGGUAUGGACGCGCCCAAUCGCGGCCCCGAGCAUGCACUGACCGCCCACCAGCCUCCCCACACGCAGAAUCGCUCCCCGCCCCAGCAUUACAUCGUUCCCAAUUACCGGAACCAGGAGUUCAGCAACCCCGGUCACGGGUACCAGCAGCCGCCGUACGGCGGCCGUCGCUAG